Messenger RNA from Penaeus monodon (black tiger shrimp), 2033 nucleotides. Its product is annotated as mucin-5B-like. The coding region runs from base 264 to 1667 and encodes 467 amino acids. The record is from RefSeq and is a predicted model, not a curated record. The transcript is spliced from 4 exons. Lineage: Eukaryota; Metazoa; Arthropoda; Malacostraca; Decapoda; Penaeidae.
CAGUGCAUCCUCUGCCCGCGAGCGACUCCACACUCCGCAGUCCAGCGUAGCAUAUCGAAGUGCCAUACCCAAAACAAUAUUCUUUUCUUUGUGGGGAUUUAAAGAAAAGAAAAGAAAAGAAAAACUGGAAACCAACUUUGGAAGGAUGGAAGAUACUUUUCUCUCCUAACAAGAGUUAAAACGAACGUAGGAGAACCGGUCUUUUGACGAGAAAAGGGAAAUCCCACCUGAUCCUCCUCGUCAGCCUCCGCCCGAGUUCCCCCAUGGCCGCCGGCUGGAGGAAGACCACGGCAACGGCGCUCCUCAUCGUGGGCUUCCUGGCGAGGGCGUGUCCUGUGUCCGCCGGCUUCGAAAAGGCCAAGUCGUGUCCAGAUGGAACAAAAACACAAAUGGAUUUCUCAGCAGUACAGAAAACGUGGCUUCAGACUGGGAGCCUUUCGGUUACGUUGUUGGACAGCAAAGAUGGAUGCCUGCUCGAGAAAGAUGCAUUGUUCAAGACCAGAGUGAAGGGAGGGCGUCUCGUUGUGAGGAAAGAAACGAAACCGAAAGGCAGAGUGUGUGAGGCGGCCGUCACCGAAGUCCCAGCGCCUGUAAACCAGCUGUUCGUCUCCUGUGUGGAAGACAAGAUGGCUGCCUCGGACGAACUCGGUGCUCUCAUGGCCGCCGCCAAUGCUACGUUGCAGAGCCGGAGAAUUGGUCGCACGAUGGGUGGCUUCACCCCAACCACGCCCAAGCCUUCGUCAGGGUUUCUGAAGGCGACAGAGCUCCAGGCAGAAGGUGCCCUGACGACAUUCGAGAGCAAGCUGCCACCGACGACCUCUCCAAAGCUAAAGCCUGUAACGAAAAAAUAUGCGCCAACCGAAACCAUUUUGUCGACCGCGAAAAUUAUUCCAACCCCAACUGUACUGUCGACAGAAAUAAAAGUAUUACCAACAUCUUUGCCAACAACCGUGGCAACUAUGACAGUGCCGCCAUUAAGCACAGUAGUUCCACUGAUAACGGAUAGGCCAACGACCGAAAGAGAAACAGUCACAACGCCUCCGCCAACUACCAGUGCACCAUCCACUCCACCUCCACCUACAGCCACCGAGGCAUCAUCCACACCGCCUCCACCUACUACCACCGAGGAACCACCAACGACGCAACCACCAACCACAUCGGAACGACCAACCGAACACCCUCCGCCAGCGCCCCCAGAGGCAUCGAAGCCAGCAGUCACGGCGACAACGAAAUCUCCGCUGCUGGAGGAAGAUGCUGAGCGGUUCGGCGCGAAAUCCGGAACUCCGCCUAGCCCAGAGCUCACCCAUGAGGAAUCGCAGGAUACAACUAUGUUAAUGCUGAAGCAGAAUCUGCCGUACGUCAUCGGCGGCGCUGUGGGUGUCUUCGUCCUCAUUCUGCUCAUCAUCACCAUCGUGGCUCUCUCGAAGCGCCGCAAGAAGAAGGUGAGCCGAGAGGACCCGAUCGCCCUCGGCAGUGCCAACUACAGGAGGCAGCAAGAUGACCUGGACAGCCACGACCAGGACCACGUGAACAUCAUGAUGUACUCUGCCGACGAGCUGGAGGAGGCGCCCCACCACAACGACCUCGAGGAAAGGAUCCUGAAACCUGGCGGGCCGUCGUCCACUCCAGCCACACCCAGGUGCCUCCGAGACAAGAAUUUCGACUAGAAAUGCAAGUAGACUGCGUUUGUGUUUAACAAGCGGAAGGAUAGAUAUUUGUGGUAUUAUAAAGGAUGUGACGACGUUAUAUAGACGCUGUGAUAAUGAUGAUGAUGUAACAAGUAUAUUGUGGUGAUGAUGACACCGCGGACCACAGAACCUUUGAACCAAAGAGUGUUGUAAUGUACAGAGGUAAUGUUAAUAGUAACUGAUUCUGUGAUACCAUUUUCCCCACAUAUCAAGUAUGAUUCCAGUGCUUUAACGAUUUAUGAGUGUAUACAUACCCAAGUAAGGACCUUUUUUCUGUAUCAUAAGCGCGUUAGAAAUAUGAUUGUUUAUUUGUAUAGAAGAAAUAAACGCUUACAAGGAGACUCA